CUGCGCCCGGACCCGGCGGGGCGCGCGCCCGCCCUCAACGCCUGGGACGUGGCGCUGUGCGUGUCGGGCGCCGUGAUCUCCUGCGAGAACGCCGUGGUGGUGGCCGCCCUCUGCUCCACGCCGGCCCUCCGCACGCCCAUGUUCGUGCUCAUCGGCAGCCUGGCCACGGCCGACCUCCUGGCCGGCCUGGGGCUCGUCUCCCACUUCGCCUUCGCGUACUGCGCCCGGUCCCAGGCCGCGGCCCUGGCCACCGUGGGGCUGCUGGUGACCUCCUUCGCGGCCAGCGUGGGCAGCCUGCUGGCCAUCACCGUGGACCGCUACCUCUCCCUCUGCAACGCGCUGACCUACUACUCGGAGCGCACGGUCACGCGCACCUACGCCAUGCUCGCCCUGACCUGGGCCGUCUCGGCCUGCCACGGCCUGCUGCCCGUCGCGGGCUGGAACUGCCUGAAGGACGCGUCCGCCUGCGGCGUCGCCAGGCCUCUGGCGAAGAGCCACCUCGUCAUCCUCUCCGUCUCCUUCUUCGCGGUCUUCGCCGCCAUGCUGCAGCUCUACGCGCAGAUCUGCAAGCUCGUGUGCCGGCACGCCCACCAGAUCGCCGUGCAGAGGCACUUCCUGGCCACCUCGCACUACGUCACCACCCGGAAGGGCGUCGCCACGCUGGCCGUCAUCCUCGGCACCUUUGCUUGCUGCUGGCUGCCCUUCGCCACCUAUUGCCUCCUGGGCGACUACACCUACCCGCCCCUCUACACCUACGUCACCGUCCUCCCCGCCACCUACAACUCCAUGAUCAACCCCCUGAUCUAUGCCUUCCGCAACCAAGAGAUCCAGAAAGUGCUGUGGACCGUGUGCUGCGGGUGCUUCUCCGCCGCGAUGCCUUUCCGGUCCAGAUCUCCGAGUGACGUCUAGCUCCUCAGCCUUCUCCGGAGACUCAUUUGCACGUGCCAUGGCCUGUUUUUUGCACAAUCGCGGACUGGGAGCCCUCCCGCAGGCGUCUCUCUUCCAGACCCCCGGUGCCCGGCGUGCGUGAGAGGCUCUCCCUUUAUUUUUCCACUUUUUGAAUGUACAGAAGGGGAAAAAAAUACAGAGAGAUAUAUUUAUUUUUAGCCAUAAGAAAUGCGCGUCUGCGCGAGCGUGCCUGGAGUGGAGGAGCGUGUGUGCGCGACACCGAGCCAGCGUCGCAUUUGCUUUGAAACGUAGUAAAGACGCGGUAUUGUGAUUUGUUUUUAUUACAGGAAAAGCCCCUCUCUCACCAAAACCUGAAACCUUCCAUCCUUUUGUUUUUGGGUUGCUUUUCUACAGCGUUGCUGACCUCAGAAAGGUUAUUUUCUACAUU
Molecule: messenger RNA, 1336 nt
Organism: Gavialis gangeticus (Gharial)
Lineage: Eukaryota; Metazoa; Chordata; Crocodylia; Gavialidae
Gene: GPR3
Product: G protein-coupled receptor 3
Exons: 1
Biological process (GO): G protein-coupled receptor signaling pathway
Cellular component (GO): membrane
Molecular function (GO): G protein-coupled receptor activity
Source: RefSeq, a predicted model, not a curated record